This is a messenger RNA of Drosophila novamexicana, 1134 nucleotides long. RefSeq names its product odorant receptor 43a (gene Or43a). Gene Ontology annotation, molecular function: olfactory receptor activity; odorant binding. NCBI's taxonomy places the organism in Eukaryota, Metazoa, Arthropoda, Insecta, Diptera, Drosophilidae. The coding region runs from base 1 to 1134 and encodes 377 amino acids. Gene Ontology annotation, cellular component: plasma membrane. The transcript has 6 exons. Gene Ontology annotation, biological process: detection of chemical stimulus involved in sensory perception of smell; sensory perception of smell. The record is from RefSeq and is a predicted model, not a curated record.
AUGGAGCAAAGUGCGAAGGAUAUUGCUUUGGUGGCCAUCAAUGUGAACAUUUGGCGUCGGGUGGCGGUGCUCUAUCCGACGCCGGGGAACAAUUGGCGGAAGUACGCGUUUGUGCUGCCCGUUUGCCUGAUGAACCUGAUGCAGUUCUUCUUUCUGCUGCGCAUGUGGGGCGAUCUGCCAGCCUUUAUACUCAAUCUCUUCUUCUUUUCGGCCAUAUUCAAUGCCCUAAUGCGCACGCUGCUGGUCAUGUUCAAGCGCCUCGAAUUCGAGCAGUUCCUCGACGAGCUGGCGGUGCUGUAUCGCCAGAUUGAGGCGUCGAGCGAUGAGUGCAGCCAUCGUUUGCUGGCGGCGGCGGUGCACGAGGCACGUCGCCUGGCUAUAUUCAAUUUGACGGCCUCCUUUCUGGAUGUUGCGGGCGCAGUUAUCUUAGCCAUGUUCCUGGAGCAGCGCACGCAUCCGUUCGGGGUUUCCUUGCCGGGAUGGGAUAUGCAGCGCACGCCCAUCUAUCAGAUAGUCUAUGUGCUGCAGGUGCCCACGCCCGUGGUGCUCUCCAUGAUGUAUAUGCCCUUCGUGAGCCUGUUCGCCGCCUUUGCGCUUUUCGGCAAGGCCAUGCUGCAGAUACUGGCCCACAAGCUGGCCUGCAUCGAGCAGCUGCAGGAUGAGGAGCAACGCUAUCAAAUGCUGACUGACUGCAUACGCAUUCAUAUCACUGUGGCCGGUUAUGUGCGCAAGCUUACAACACUGGUCACCUAUAUUGUGGGCGUUGAGGCGAUUAUCUUUGGCUCAAUUAUUUGCUCGCUGCUCUUUUGCCUGAAUAUUAUCACCUCGCGCACCCAGAUGAUCUCCAUAGUCAUGUACAUCCUAACCAUGCUCUAUGUGCUCUUCACCUAUUACAAUCGCGCCAACGAUUUGGUCAUUGAGUGCUCGCGGGUUACGCAGGCGGCUUACAAUGUGCCCUGGAUGGAGUGCAGCCUGCGCUUUCGCCAAACCCUUCUGAUCUUUCUAAUGCAAACGCAAAGGCCUUUGGUGAUAAAAGUGGGCAACGUUUAUCCCAUGACUUUGGCCAUGUUUCAGAGUCUGCUGAAUGCAUCCUAUUCGUAUUUUACCAUGCUGCGUGGCGUCACCAACAAAUGA